CACGUGGAGUCUCAGAUAUGGCUUUUUCUUUGCCACUCUGCCUAGACAAGUGUGUACAUCACCUCUCGUCCUUUGUUCUGGACCGGAGAGACGGACUCGUCUCCGUUGACGACGGCGUGAGACGACUCCGCCUGCUGGACGCCAAGGGGCGGGUCUGGACCCAGGAGGUGGUCCUCCAGGUGGAGGCCCAGACCAUCAGCCUCAUAGACCAGGAGACCAAGAAGGAGCUGGAGCGGUUCCCCGUGGCGACGGUGCAGCUGAGCCGCGCCGUGACGGGCGCCUGCGGCUACGACUCCAUGCUGGCGCUGGUCUGCAGGGAGCCGGGUCGGCGCCGGCCGCACCUGCACCUGUUCCAGUGCGACCACGUCAAGGCCACGCUGAUCCACGCAGACGUAGAGAGCGCCGUGCUGGACGCCAGAGGGGGAGGAGUCAGGAGGAGGCCGGAGGCGUUGAAGAUGAUCCUGAAGAGCGACGGCAUCAUCCCGCCUCCUCCCGCUGACCCCGCCCCCCAACCGCCCGCGCCGUCCAAUCAGGUGGAGGCGAAGGGCCGAGCGACCGCCUGGUCAGCGUGGACCAAUGAGCAGCCGGCAUAUGAGCAACCUCCGGAGGAGGAGGGGCCGGUGGAGGUGACGGCAGCCCGAGUGGACCGAGACGUGCAAGUCCUGAACCACAUCCUGGACCACAUCGAGCGCUUCGUCAGCCGCCUGCAGAAAGCUGCCGAGGCCCUGAGAGAGCUGUCCAAGAGGAAGAGGAAGAGGAAGAGGGGUCCUGGAGAGGGCGUCCUCACGCUGCGCUCCAGACCUCCUGCAGAGGACGAGUUUGUGGACUGUCUGCAGAAAUUCAAGCACGCCUUCAACCAGCUGGGGAAGCUGGCGGAUCAGAUCCAGAACCCGAGUUCUGUGGAUCUGCUUCACUUCCUGUUCUCUCCUCUGAGGAUGGUGAGUCAGCACGUUACCCCCCUUGUCCCCUACCUGUCCCCUACCUGUCCCCUUGUCCCCGACCUGUCCCCUUGUCCCCGACCUGUCCCCUUGUCCCCGACCUGUCCUCUUGUCCCCUACCUGUCCCCUUGUGCCCUACAUGUCCCAUUGUCCCCUACCUGUCCCCUUGUCCCCGACCUGUCCUCUUGUCCCCUACCUGUCCUCUUGUCCCCUACAUGUCCUCUUGUCCCCUACCUGUCCUCUUGUCCCCUACCUGUCCCCUUGUCCCCUACCUGUCCUCUUGUCCCCUACCUGUCUUAUUGUCCCCUACCUGUCCCAUUGUCCCCUUGUCCCCUACCUGUCCUCCUGUCCCCUACCUGUCCUUUUGUCCCAUACAUGUCCUCCUGUCCCCUACAUGUCCUCUUGUCCCCUACCUGUCCCCUUGUCCCCUACAUGUCCCCUUGUCCCCUACCUGUCCUCUUGUCCCCUACCUGUCCCAUUGUCCCCUACCUGUCCCCUACCUGUCCCCUACAUGUCCUCUUGUCCCCUACAUGUCCCAUUGUCCCCUACCUGUCCUCUUGUCCCCUACCUGUCCUCUUGUCCCCUACCUGUCCCCUACAUGUCCCCUUGUCCCCUACCUGUCCUCUUGUCCCCUACCUGUCCCCUUGUCCCCUACCUGUCCUCUUGUCCCCUACCUGUCCUCUUGUCCCCUACCUGUCCCCUUGUCCCCUACCUGUCCUCUUGUCCCCUACCUGUCCCCAGGUGAUCCAGGCCUCUGGCAGUGUGGACCUGGCCCGCGGUGUGGUGGUCCCCCUCCUGAGCAGAGAGACCAUCGACUUCCUUCACGUGUCGGGGACGGCGGAGGAGAGACACCUGUGGGUCGCCCUGGGAGACGGCUGGACCAAGAGCAGGCUGGAUUGGCCCCGGCACCACUACUUCCCCCCCUGCCCGCUGACCUUCCAGGACGGCUGGGAGCCGCCGCUGAUCCGGGAAACUCAUUCCAGAGACCUGGACCAGGACCAGGACCAGGUCCAGGGUCCCCCCAGCGCGGAGCUGCAGAGACAAGAGGCCCUGCAGCAGGCGGUGCAGAGGGACCCCCCCACAGACGGAGACCCCCCCACAGACGGAGACCCCCCCACAGACGGGUACGCCUCCUGCAGCUCCUACAGGCGGAUGCAGGUCCUGGAUCAGGACUCGACCGUGGCGGCUUUCAAUCAGGCCGUGAGCCGCCGCGUGGACCGGAGUUUUGAGGCCGAACAAAGAAACCAAAAAGAAGUUUUUGCCAAAUCUAAAUACGACUUUGUGGCGAGGAACUCCAACGAGCUGUCGCUGCUGAGGGGCGACGUGGUGCAGGUCCUGGAUGACAGGAAGCAGUGGUGGAAGGUGGGUAAGGACUCCGGGGCGUCCGGCUACGUGCCGAACAACAUCCUGCAGCUCACGGAGGAGGAGCCUAUCUACAGCCACACCAUCCAGCAGCUACUGGGAGAGCUGAACGAGAAGCAGACCACAAGGACCGACCAUCCCCCCGUUAAACCGCUCGUGACUCCGCCCCCUCCGGCCCCCACGGGCCCCACCCGGCUCCCCACGCCGCCGCUGCCUCCUCCGGCCGCCAGCCGCCAGAACAGCACCGCCUCCAGCGCCGCCAUGAGGGACCACAGCCACCAGGGGCCGCCACCCGUCUCCCGAAGGAAAUCCAACAUGGAGGAGGUCCAGGACGAGCUGAUGCAGCGCCUGACUUUAGGACGCAGCGCCCAGAAGAAGCUGCAGGUGUCCGGCCGCCUGCCGGCCGCCGGCAUCACCUGCGACUCGUCACCGGAGGACGUCCGGACCUGGCUGGAGGCCAAGGGCUUCAGCCCAGUCACCGUCACCAGCCUCAGCGUGCUGACCGGCGCUCAGCUCUUCUCCCUCAACAAAGACGAGCUGAGGACCGUCUGUCCCGACGACGGCGCUCGAGUCUUCAGCCAGGUCACCGUGCAGAAGAUGGCACUGGAGAGGGGUUCAGGCUCCGAGCUGCAGGAGGUCAUGAGGAGGCGGCAGGAGAAGCUGGCAGCCGGCACCUGCGACUCGGGGGUGGAGUCUUUUGACGAAGGCAGCACCCACUGAGCGCCUACCUGGCUUCCUCCCCUCCUUCCCUUACUGCUUUACUUUCACUCUCCUUUCCUUCACACUGCAGCCUGCUGUCUUCUCGCCUCCUCGUCCUCAGGCGGCGGCCGACCGCGCCAAGUUCGUGGAGAUCAUGAGGCGGCGGCAGGAGCUCCUCAGCUCGUCUCCUUAAGGACGCGAGGAGAGGACCUCAGCUCGUCUCCUUAAGGACGCGUGGAGAGGACCUCAGCUCGUCUCCUUAAGGACGCGUGGAGAGGACCUCAGCUCGUCUCCUUAAGGACGCGUGGAGAGGACCUCAGCUCGUCUCCUUAUGGACGCUUGGAGGAACCUCAGCUCGUCUCCUUAAGGACGCUCAGUAUGACCGUUGUGGAUCCACUUCAUGAAUCGUCAGAAGCUUCUAGAGUCUGUGAAUCACCUGGUGAAAUCCUUAGUGGUUUAGUUCGUUUGUUGAUUGAUUUGUUGAUUGAUUGUUUGUUUGUUGAUUGUGGGUCACCGAGAGGAACCAGCUGGUUCUGAUGGUCCGGACCCAAAGCUUCAGGAGGAGAUGAACCUGAUGCUCAUGGAAUAUAAUCUGUUAGUUUUAUCAACAGUUUAAUUUAAAUGUGAGUGAAAUACUUGAGAUGAACUUCAUGUCUGCUUCAGGGACAUCACGGGAUUUACAGCUCAGCUUUUCAUAAGCAUUUUUUGCACAAUAAACAGUGAGAACCUGAAA
Messenger RNA from Pseudoliparis swirei, 3732 nucleotides. RefSeq names its product epidermal growth factor receptor pathway substrate 8a (gene eps8a). Gene Ontology annotation, molecular function: actin binding. Lineage: Eukaryota; Metazoa; Chordata; Actinopteri; Perciformes; Liparidae. Gene Ontology annotation, biological process: Rho protein signal transduction; regulation of Rho protein signal transduction; positive regulation of ruffle assembly. The record is from RefSeq and is a predicted model, not a curated record. Bases 18 to 3020 code for a protein of 1000 amino acids. The transcript has 20 exons. Gene Ontology annotation, cellular component: vesicle; plasma membrane; ruffle membrane.